Plectropomus leopardus (leopard coralgrouper) is the source of this 2011-nucleotide messenger RNA. RefSeq names its product activator of 90 kDa heat shock protein ATPase homolog 1-like. Lineage: Eukaryota; Metazoa; Chordata; Actinopteri; Perciformes; Serranidae. Gene Ontology annotation, biological process: positive regulation of ATP-dependent activity; protein folding. Gene Ontology annotation, molecular function: ATPase activator activity; protein-folding chaperone binding. The record is from RefSeq and is a predicted model, not a curated record. Gene Ontology annotation, cellular component: cytosol.
UUCUUUGCCCGGCGCUUAAUCGCGGAGGCACCGCCGAAGCUCCAGCAGCAGCCAGAGGCUUCUAGAAACAACGUGCACCGGGACAGUCACCGGCAAACACCGCUCCCUCCGCACAGCGACUCACCUCCACACCGCGGGCUGAAACAUGGCGAAAUGGGGAGAAGGAGACCCUCGCUGGAUCGUAGAGGAGAGAGCGGACGCGACUAACGUCAACAACUGGCACUGGACUGAACGAGAUGCGACAAACUGGUCUUCGGACAAAUUAAAAUCCCUCCUCCUCGGGCUGAGCGUGGAGAGCGACGACGGGAAAUGUGAGGUGACAGAAGUCAGCAAGGUGGACGGAGAGGCCUCGAUUAACAACCGCAAAGGGAAACUUAUUUUCUUUUAUGAAUGGAACCUGAAAGCAACCUGGACCGGUGAGUCAAAAGGAGGAAUCAAAUAUAAAGGAUCAAUUGAAGUUCCAAACCUUUCUGACGAGAACGACAUUGAGGAUCUUGAUAUCUCUGUAUCGAUGAAUAAAGAUGAACCCGAGACGCCACUGAAAAACCUGAUGAGGACGAAAGGAGCUGAGAAAAUCCGCGAGGCUCUGGGGAGCUACGUCGGGUUCUUAAAAACAGAGUUCACGCAGGGAAUGAUCCUGCCUACAGCCAACGGCAUGACCAAACAGCUGUCCACAUCACAGUCCAAAGCCAAGCAGGAUAAAACUCGGAUUUCCUCCUCGGGCAGCACAGCUGCUCCAGUCAGCACCGGCGUCAAGAUCCCCACCUGCAAAUUCAGCAUGAGAGAAAAGUUCCUCACCUCCCCGGCUGAUCUCUACCGGGUUUUUCUCAACCAGGAGAUGGUCCAGGCGUUCACACACGCUCCAGCCACAGUGGACGGAGAGAGAGGCGGGAAGUUUCGCCUGCUAGAUGGAAACGUUUUCGGUGAAUUCACAGAGCUGGUGCCUGAUGAGAAAAUAGUUAUGAGGUGGAGGUAUAACAACUGGCCCUGUGAGCAUUACGCGACCAUCACCAUGACUUUCUUGGACUGCAGCAGCGAGACGGAGCUGAAGGUGGAGUGUCGAGGCGUCCCGGAGGACGAGGAGGAGCGGACGAAAGAGGGCUGGAAGAGAUACUACUUUGAAGCUAUUAAACAGACAUUUGGCUACGGAGCGCGGCUCUUCUGAAGACGGUCCACUGUAGUUUACUGUUUCCUCUCCUUCGUUUUCGACAUUUUUAAACUUCUUGUCCUUCGAUCUCUCUGGCGCAAGAUGUCCCGUUGUAAACUCAUAGCACGAGUUAACGAGAAGAGACGACGAGGCGAGGCCGAUCUGUCACCUGUCUGUGUAAAUGUUUUAAUUUUUUUUUUCAGCAUAUUUAAAUCUCGAUUUCUCCCCGUCAGUAUUUGGGUCAGUGGAUCAAAGGAGCGUACGCGGACCGUGCCUUUGGGACUCUGGAUGGGAAAAUGGAUUGAAUAAAGAGAAGAAGAAUCUAUCGAACCACGAAUGCAAAUUGGCCUCCACUUCUAUAAAUAUGUAAUUACUGCAAGAGCUAAGAUAAAUGUUUGGUUUUCUUUGAUUUGAGAAAAAUUAUAUAUAUUAUGUUGCUUUGAAAACAACAUUUUUUACUUGUUUUAUGUGUAACUGUAGUGAAGAUGCAUGUUUCAUUUCAAACUGCCAGAUGGACGAAUAACUACUGGAUCUGAACUUUACUCGUGACGUCCGUGACUUAGAGCGUCUGUACGUUUCGGUUCUUUCAUUCAGACGUCGUGCUCAAUCACGACUCGGACCUUCAUCAGCAACGUUAGCGCAAAUGUUUCCGUGUUGGAACUUCAACGGUUUCGGUUCGUUAUGCAGCUAGCUGGCGUAGCAACUCAAGUUUUGCUAUAUUGGGCUUCAAAAUGUAAAUUUCCAGUAAAAAAAAAAAAAAAGAAGUAAGAACAAAGAACAGAGUGCGUCUAUUUAUUCCACAUUUCAUCCCCUCACCUGUAAAAAAAGAUUAGUUUCUUGGAAUAAACCAGUCCCUGUAUGCUC